This is a messenger RNA of Condylura cristata (star-nosed mole), 4587 nucleotides long. It is a transcript of the gene EIF5B, whose product is annotated as eukaryotic translation initiation factor 5B. Gene Ontology annotation, molecular function: GTPase activity; GTP binding; translation initiation factor activity. The transcript is spliced from 24 exons. Lineage: Eukaryota; Metazoa; Chordata; Mammalia; Eulipotyphla; Talpidae. The record is from RefSeq and is a predicted model, not a curated record. The coding region runs from base 174 to 3836 and encodes 1220 amino acids.
UGCGCACUGAGCGCACACACCAUAUGUGCCCUGUCCCAGUGCGCGGGUCUGUGGAGAGCCGGGUGCGAGAGACUGCAGCGCGCGGGGAACGGAGACCAAAGUCGGCCGGGGAACAGUGGGUGUGUGAGAGACCGAAUCAGAGGGACUGGGGCCAGGAGCGCCGCUGACACGCGAUGGGGAAGAAGCAGAAAAACAAGAGCGAAGACAGUGCCAAGGAUGACAUUGAUGCCUUGGCUGCAGAAAUAGAGGGAGCUGGUGCUGCCAAGGAACAGGAACCUCAAAAACCAAAGGGGAAGAAGAAAAAGGAGAGAAAAAGGCAAGACUUUGAUGAAGAUGAUAUCCUAAAAGAACUGGAAGAAUUAUCUUGGGAAGCUCAAGGCAUCAAAGCUGACAAAGAAACUGCUGCAGUAAAGCCAACAGAAAAUAAUGAAGAAGAAUCCACUUCUAAACACGAUAAAAAGAAGAAAGGUCAGAAAGGAAAAAAGCAAAGCUUUGAUGAUAAUGAUAGUGAAGAAUUAGAGGAUAAAGAUUCUAAAUCAAAAAAGACUGUGAAACCAAAAGUGGAAAUAUAUUCUGGGAGUGAUGAUGAUAAUGAUGACUUUAGUAAACUUAAUAAAAAGCCCAAAGGGAAAGCUCAGAAAUCAAAUAAAAGGUGGGAAGGGUCAGAUGAAGAUGAAGAUCACAGUAAAAGAACUAAAGAGCGUUCCAAAGUAAAUUCUUCAGGAGAAAGUGGUGAUGAAUCAGAUGAAUUCUUGCAGUCUAGGAAAGGACAGAAAAAAAAUCAAAAAAAUAAGUCAUGUCCUAAUGUAGAGAGUGGAAAUGAAGAUGAUGACUCCUCCUUCAAAAUUAAGACAGUGGCCCAAAAGAAAGCAGAAAAGAAAGAGCGCGAAAGAAAGAAGCGAGAUGAAGAAAAGGCCAAACUGAGGAAGCUGAAAGAGAAAGAAGAGUUAGAAACUGGGAAAAAAGAUCAAAGUAAACAAAAAGAAUCUCAAAAGAAAUCUGAAGAGGAAGCUAUAAAAUCAAAAGUGACUCUUGAUAUUGGAGCAACCUCUACCUCGGAAGAGAAAGGAGAGACUCCCACAGCUGCUGAAGAUGACAAUGAAGGAGACAAAAAGAAAAAAGAUAAGAAAAAAAAGAAAGGAGAAAAGGAAGAAAAAGAAAAAGAAAAAGAGAAGAAAAAAGGACCUAGCAAAGCCACAGUUAAAGCUAUGCAGGAAGCUUUGGCUAAGCUUAAAGAAGAAGAAGAGAGACAGAAAAGAGAAGAAGAAGAACGUAUAAAACGACUUGAAGAAUUAGAAGCCAGACGUAAAGAAGAGGAAAGAUUGGAACAAGAAAAAAGAGAAAGGAAAAAGCAAAAAGAAAAAGAAAGAAAAGAACGCUUGAAAAAAGAAGGUAAACUUUUAACUAAAUCCCAGAGAGAAGCCAGAGCCCGAGCUGAAGCUACCCUUAAACUUCUACAAGCUCAGGGUGUUGAGGUGCCAUCAAAAGACUCUUUACCAAAGAAAAGGCCAAUUUAUGAAGAUAAAAAGAAGAAAAAAUCACCACAGCAGCUAGAAAAUAAGGAAGUGUCUGAACCAAUAGAAUUAAGUUCUGCUAUAGAAGUUGUGGAACAAGGAAUACCAGAAAAAGAGGACCUACCACCUCCUGUUGAACCAGAAGAGGAAGAAGAAACUGAGGAUGCUGGAUUGGAUGAUUGGGAAGCUAUGGCUAGUGAUGAAGAGAGAGAAAAAGAAGGAAACACAGUACAUAUUGAAGUAAAAGAAAACCCUGAAGACGAUGAGGAGGAGGAAGAUGAUGAUGAUGAAGAAGAAGAGAGCGAAGAGGAAGAAGAAGUAGAAGAAAGUGAAGGCAGUGAAGGUGAUGAAGAUGAAGAUAAGGUAUCAGAUGAAAAAGAUUCUGGAAAAACUUUAGAUAAAAAACUAAGUAAAGAAGUGAGUUCAGAAUCUGAAUAUGACUCUGAUGACGAUCGAACUAAAGAAGAAAGGGCUUAUGACAAAGCAAAACGGAGAAUUGAGAAACGGCGACUUGAGCAUAGUAAAAAUGUAAAUACAGAAAAGCUAAGAGCCCCUGUUAUUUGUGUACUUGGACAUGUGGACACAGGGAAGACAAAAAUUCUAGAUAAACUGCGUCAUACACAUGUACAAGAUGGUGAAGCAGGUGGUAUCACACAGCAAAUCGGGGCCACCAAUGUUCCCCUUGAAGCUAUUAAUGAACAGACGAAGAUGAUUAAAAAUUUUGACAGAGAGAAUGUACGGAUACCCGGAAUGCUGAUUAUUGAUACUCCAGGGCAUGAAUCUUUCAGUAAUCUGAGAAACAGAGGAAGUUCUCUUUGUGAUAUUGCCAUUUUAGUUGUUGAUAUUAUGCAUGGUUUGGAGCCCCAGACAAUUGAAUCUAUUAACCUUCUGAAAUCUAAAAAGUGCCCCUUCAUUGUUGCACUCAAUAAGAUUGAUAGGUUGUAUGACUGGAAAAAGAGCCCUGACUCUGAUGUGGCUGCUACUUUAAAAAAGCAGAAGAAGAAUACAAAAGAUGAAUUUGAGGAGCGAGCAAAGGCUAUUAUUGUGGAAUUUGCGCAGCAGGGUUUGAAUGCAGCUUUGUUUUAUGAGAAUAAAGAUCCCCGCACUUUCGUGUCAUUGGUACCUACCUCUGCACAUACUGGUGAUGGCAUGGGAAGUCUGAUCUACCUUCUUGUUGAGUUAACUCAGACCAUGUUGAGCAAGAGACUUGCCCACUGUGAAGAGCUGAGGGCCCAGGUGAUGGAGGUUAAGGCUCUCCCAGGAAUGGGCACCACUAUAGAUGUAAUAUUGAUUAAUGGUCGUUUGAAGGAAGGAGAUACAAUCAUUGUUCCUGGAGUAGAAGGUCCCAUUGUAACUCAGAUUCGAGGCCUUCUGUUGCCUCCACCUAUGAAGGAAUUACGAGUGAAGAACCAGUAUGAAAAACAUAAAGAAGUGGAAGCAGCUCAGGGGGUAAAGAUUCUUGGAAAAGACCUGGAGAAAACCUUGGCUGGUUUACCCCUCCUGGUGGCUUAUAAAGAAGAUGAAAUUCCAGUUCUUAAAGAUGAAUUGAUUCAUGAGUUAAAGCAAACACUAAAUGCUAUCAAAUUAGAAGAAAAAGGAGUUUAUGUCCAGGCAUCUACCUUGGGGUCCCUGGAAGCACUGCUGGAAUUUUUGAAAACAUCGGAAGUGCCCUACGCAGGCAUUAACAUUGGCCCUGUCCAUAAAAAAGAUGUUAUGAAGGCCUCAGUGAUGUUGGAACAUGAUCCUCAGUAUGCAGUGAUUUUGGCUUUUGAUGUGAGAAUUGAACGAGAUGCACAAGAAAUGGCUGAUAGCUUAGGAGUCAGAAUCUUUAGUGCAGAAAUUAUUUAUCACUUAUUUGAUGCCUUUACAAAAUACAGACAAGACUACAAGAAACAGAAACAAGAAGAAUUUAAGCACAUAGCAGUAUUUCCCUGCAAGAUGAAAAUCCUUCCUCAGUUUAUUUUCAAUUCUCGAGAUCCAAUUGUGAUGGGAGUGACUGUGGAAGCUGGUCAGGUGAAACAGGGGACACCCAUGUGCGUCCCUAGCAAAAAUUUUGUUGACAUUGGAAUAGUAACAAGUAUUGAAAUAAACCAUAAACAAGUAGAUGUUGCAAAAAAGGGACAAGAAGUCUGUGUCAAGAUAGAACCUAUCCCUGGUGAAUCUCCCAAAAUGUAUGGAAGACAUUUUGAAGCUACAGACAUUCUCGUCAGUAAGAUAAGUCGGCAGUCCAUAGAUGCCCUCAAAGACUGGUUCAGAGAUGAAAUGCAGAAGAGUGACUGGCAGCUUAUUGUGGAGCUGAAGAAAGUAUUUGAAAUCAUCUAAUUUUUCCACCUGGAGCAGGAAAUGAAGUAACUGCAAUAUUGUGAUGUCACCAACAAAAACAACACAAAAUGGAAUGGAUGUAUCUGGACAUUGAUGAACUUAAGUAUGGAAGGAAAAAAAUAGGUGUAUAAAUGUUUUCCAUGAGAAACCAAGAAACUUACACUGGUUUGACAGUGGUCGAUUACAUGUCCCCACAGUUCCAACGUGCCUGUUCACUCACCCAACUCCUCCCCACCCUUCUCUACUGGCUGCUGUUUUAAAGUUUGCCCUCCCCAAAUUUGGAUUUUUAUUACAGAUCUAAAGCUCUUUCAAUUUUAUACUGAUUAAAUCAGUACUGCAGUAUUUGAUUAACAAAGCUUCUGCAGAUUUUGUGAUUCUUGGGACUUUUUGAUGUUAAGAAGUAACUUUAUUUAUGCAUCUCUUUCCCACAGUGACUUUUUUUGGUGGGGGGAGGGGGUAUUCUGCCAUAUGCCCUUAGGAAUUUUUAAAAGUAGAAAAUUAGGCAUUCUGAUCUAUAUAUCUGCUUUGUGUGAAACCAUGGUGUAAAAGCAUAGCUGGCUAUUUACUGCUUGUGUAGUCACGAGAGUCCACUGUAAUAGCAUAAUUCUUAACCGCCAAUAAAGAAAACAGACAUUCACCAGUCAGCUCUGUUAGGCCUCCAUGGUAGAUUAGCUCCUCAUGGCUCAGCUCUUCUAAGGAUAAGAAGUAUUUUAUCCAUACCUUGUGAACUAAAAUAUGUUAACACUAGGGC